Messenger RNA from Symbiodinium natans, 633 nucleotides. The record is from the annotation of a GenBank genome assembly. NCBI's taxonomy places the organism in Eukaryota, Dinophyceae, Suessiales, Symbiodiniaceae.
AUGCGUGUGAAGAGACACAAGAACCACCGGCGCAUCCUCCGCUUCUUCCGCUUGACAUUUGGCAUCCAGGAGCCUUACCAUGUCUUGGUGGAUGGAACCUUCCUCACCCAUGCCUUGCAGCAGCGUGUCCACGUGAAGGAGCAGCUGCCCAAGAUGCUGGAGGGCCGGACGACCCCAAUGACCACAGGCUGUAUUCUGGCGGAGCUCCGGUCCCUGGGAGAUCGCGCUCUGGGCGCAGUGGUCGUCUCAAAGGGGUACUACCGUGUGAAGUGUGGACACGACGAGAAUCCAGUCGGAGCGUCCCAGUGCAUCCGCGAGCAGAUUGGCAAGACCAAUGCCAGAAGGUUCUUCGUUGCGACGCAGGACCCCGACCUUCGGCUGCAGCUGCGGUCCGUGCCGGGCGUCCCCCUCAUCAGGCUCAACGGCCCAGUGCCUCAGCUGGAGGAGCCCUCGGAGUCCACGCGGCGCCUUGCAAAGGAGGGCGAGGAGAGGAAGCGCGGGCCCUCCGACUGGGAGAAGCCCAAGCUGCCAGAACUGAAGGCCAAAGAGGUUCUGAAAGAGGCUUUGGCUGCAAAGCCCAAGGCCAAGAGGAAGAAGAAAGGACCUGCUGUGUCACCAAACCCUAAACCCUAA